Molecule: messenger RNA, 1247 nt
Organism: Nematolebias whitei (Rio pearlfish)
Lineage: Eukaryota; Metazoa; Chordata; Actinopteri; Cyprinodontiformes; Rivulidae
Gene: sdf2
Product: stromal cell-derived factor 2
Exons: 3
Coding region: 49-729 (226 amino acids)
Source: RefSeq, a predicted model, not a curated record
ACUGACGUAGCGAAAACUGUUACAUCGUUGACUGUUCGAGCCGUCGGAAUGGGUCACUUAAACUGUGAUAUUUUGUUACGUUUUUUAUCAACCUUUUCGUUCAUUUUAUUGGGUAUAUUCGGACUCUCUGCCGGGACGGAACUGAGCUCUGUUACAUGCGGUUCAGUCAUUAAACUUUUGAAUAUAAAGCACAAUGUCAGGCUGCACUCUCACGAUGUUCGCUACGGAUCCGGUAGUGGACAGCAGUCUGUAACAGGCGUUUCUGUAGUGGAGGACAGUAACAGCUACUGGAGUGUCCGUGGGACGAGUGACACCUGGUGUCACCGUGGGACCCCAGUGAAGUGUGGGCAGAUGAUUCGCCUCACUCAUGUCAACACAGGACGUAAUCUGCACAGCCAUUACUUCACCUCUCCGCUCUCCUCUAACCAGGAGGUGAGUGCAUUUGGCGAGGAAGGAGAAGGAGACCACCUCGAUGAGUGGGCAGUUCAGUGUGGGGGGGCUGUGUGGAAGCGGGAAGAGGCUGUGCGUUUUCGUCACAAAGCCACGGACGGCCUGUUGUCAGUGACAGGGGAGCAGUACGGACGGCCGAUCCACGGUCAGACGGAAGUUCACGCCAUGUCGAGUCCCACUCAGCACAGCCUGUGGAAGGCCAUGGAGGGCAUCUUCAUAAAGCCCAGUGAGCUCCCCGCAGGCAGCAGAGACUACAGUCACACACACACAGAGUUCUGAACUUCACUUCUCUUUCUCUGUUUCUGUCUCUUUGUGUUCUCUUGUUUUUUGUCUUAAUAUAUUGGUGAGAAUCCACCUUCCUGACCAUAAUAACAACAUGGAAAUGUAGAUCGUAAAAAGACACCGAGAAGGUAAAAAUAAAAUGUUUGAACAGAUUCAAAAUUAAACAGAGGUGUUAAAAUCUUUAUUUCACUUUAUGAUAUUUAAAGUCUUACAGGAGGGGCACUUACGGCCCUUAUGCAUUGAAAGACCCAGCCUGGACUAGCUUGACCCGAGUGUUGACAUUGGGCAGUCUGGUCCAGUUCUAGCUCAAGUUUUUGAACCCAGACACCUGGGGUUCCGUUGGGCCGGGCUGGUGCUUGCUGCUGGCUGGUUGUGUGAUGGAGAGAGCUUUUUAGAAAAAAAUGGCAACAGAUACAAACAACGAGGGUGCAGUUCUUGCUGAGCUGAGAUUUGUGCGGUCUUGCUAUGAUGAUUUCGCCCACAUCGAGGCAGCACUCUGCUGAAACCAAACCAGA